Gymnogyps californianus (California condor) is the source of this 648-nucleotide messenger RNA. It is a transcript of the gene CABP7, whose product is annotated as calcium binding protein 7. The record is from RefSeq and is a predicted model, not a curated record. The transcript has 5 exons. Gene Ontology annotation, molecular function: calcium ion binding. Lineage: Eukaryota; Metazoa; Chordata; Aves; Accipitriformes; Cathartidae. The coding region runs from base 1 to 648 and encodes 215 amino acids.
AUGCCUUUCCACCCGGUAACGGCGGCUUUGAUGUACCGGGGGAUCUACACCAUCCCCAACAUCCUCGCCGAGCAGCACCCCGUGGAGAUCCCGGAGGACGAGCUGGAGGAGAUCCGCGAAGCCUUCAAGGUGUUCGACCGGGAUGGCAACGGCUUCAUCUCCAAGCAGGAGCUGGGCACGGCCAUGCGCUCCCUGGGCUACAUGCCCAACGAGGUGGAGCUGGAAGUCAUCAUCCAGCGCCUCGACAUGGACGGCGACGGGCAGGUGGACUUCGAGGAGUUCGUGACGUUACUGGGGCCCAAGCUGUCCACUUCGGGCAUCCCGGAGAAGUUCCACGGCACGGACUUCGACACCGUCUUCUGGAAGUGUGACAUGCAGAAGCUGACGGUGGACGAGCUGAAGCGGCUGCUGUACGACACCUUCUGCGAGCACCUCUCCAUGAAGGACAUCGAGAACAUCAUCAUGACGGAGGAGGAAAGCCACAUGGGCACGGCCGAGGAGUGCCCCGUCGACGUGGAGACCUGCUCCAGCCAGCAGAUCCGGCAGACCUGCGUGCGGAAGAGCCUCAUCUGCGCCUUCGCCAUCGCCUUCAUCAUCAGCGUGAUGCUCAUCGCCGCCAACCAGGUGCUGCGCAGCGGCAUGAAGUAG